Anolis sagrei ordinatus is the source of this 2060-nucleotide messenger RNA. It is a transcript of the gene POU4F2, whose product is annotated as POU class 4 homeobox 2. Gene Ontology annotation, molecular function: DNA-binding transcription factor activity, RNA polymerase II-specific; RNA polymerase II cis-regulatory region sequence-specific DNA binding. NCBI's taxonomy places the organism in Eukaryota, Metazoa, Chordata, Lepidosauria, Squamata, Anolidae. The record is from RefSeq and is a predicted model, not a curated record. Gene Ontology annotation, biological process: regulation of transcription by RNA polymerase II.
UCGCCUCCAUCCAAUGGGCGACGAGGAGCUGCCGGGAACAGGGGGAGCCCGGACGACGCUCCCAGCCCAGUGCCUCCGAGGGCUUCCCCGCAAUAGGCACCGGUUGUCGUCAGGCCGAGAGGAGCAGCGGAGGAGGAAGAAGGAGGAGAAGGAGGAGGAGAAAGAACAAUAGAGGAGACUGAGCGCCCUUUGCUGCAGUUGAGCAACAGCUGGACUCCAAGGAGGGCGUUGAGGAGGAGAGGGAGGAGAGGGUCCAGGUGGAGAAGGGAGGAAGGGACUUUCCCUCAAGGUUUGGGGGGGAAGCCAGUGAGGGACAAGAACAGCGCUUGGAAGGGAAGAGGAGGAAGAGGAGGAGGAGGAAAAGAGGAGGAGGUCCAGGCUCCUGGGGUGGGAGGAGGGGAGGGGAGAGAGGGGAAGGGACUGCCUUUCCCCCCUCGAAGGAUUUGGAGGGAAGGAAGGGGGCCGAGGCGAGUACAAAGCCAGCGGCUUGGCGGGGAAGGGCCACUUCGACGGCGGCUGUGAAGGGCGGCCACCUCCACCGCAAUUGUGGCGGGAGCAGCAGCAGCCGCCGCGUCGUUCUCCUUCCCUUCCCUCCGCGCGCUCUUCCCUUCUUCCUCCUCCUCCUCCUCCUCCUCUUCCUCCCCUCCGUCCUUCUUUUGCGCCGACCCGCCGGCCAGGAUGAUGAUGAUGUCCCUCAACAGCAAGCAGUCCUUCGGUAUGGCCAACGGCGGCGGCGGGCUCCACGAGGGCAAGUACUCGGCCCUCCACUCCGCCUCGCCGUGCACCUCCUCCGCCGCCGCGCCCUCCGCCAGUUCGCCCAGCAUCACCAGCGCCGGCGGGGGACGGGGAAGCGCCCCCAGCAGCAGCAGCAGCGGCAGCACCAGUAGCACCAGCAGCACCAGCAGCUCCUCGGCCGGCAACGGGAGCAGCUCCGAGGCCAUGCGCCGCGCCUGCUUGCCCACCCCGCCGAGCAACAUCUUCGGCGGGCUGGACGAGAGCCUGCUGGCUCGGGCGGAGGCGCUGGCGGCGGUGGACAUCGUGUCUCCGGGCAAGAGCCACCCGCACCACCACCACCACCCGCACCCGCACCCGCCGCCGCCCCACCACAGCCCCUUCAAGCCCGACGCCACCUACCACACCAUGAACACCAUCCCGUGCCCCUCGGCCGCCGCCUCGUCCUCCUCCUCGGCCUCCUCGGCGGUGCCCAUCUCGCACCCUUCGGCCCACCACCAUCACCACCACCACCAUCACCACCACCAGCAGCAGCCGCACCAGGCGCUGGAAGGCGGGGAGCUGCUGGAGCACCUGACGCCGGGGCUGGCGCUGGGAGCCAUGACGGGGCCCGACGGGUCGGUGGUGUCGACGGCGGGGCACGCGGGGCCGCCCCCUCCCCACAUGGCCGGCAUGAACCCCAUGCACCAGGCGGCGCUGAGCAUGGCCCACGCGCACGGGCUGCCGGCCCACAUGGGCUGCAUGAGCGACGUGGACGCGGACCCGCGCGACCUGGAGGCCUUCGCCGAGCGGUUCAAGCAGCGGCGCAUCAAGCUGGGCGUGACCCAGGCCGACGUGGGCUCGGCCUUGGCCAACCUCAAGAUCCCGGGCGUGGGCUCCUUGAGCCAGAGCACCAUCUGCCGCUUCGAGUCGCUGACGCUGUCGCACAACAACAUGAUCGCGCUGAAGCCCAUCCUGCAGGCCUGGCUGGAGGAGGCCGAGAAGUCCCACCGGGAGAAGCUGACCAAGCCGGAGCUCUUCAACGGCGGCGAGAAGAAGCGGAAGCGCACCUCCAUCGCGGCGCCGGAGAAGCGCUCCCUCGAGGCCUACUUCGCCAUCCAGCCGCGGCCUUCCUCCGAGAAGAUCGCCGCCAUCGCCGAGAAGCUGGACCUCAAGAAGAACGUGGUCCGGGUCUGGUUCUGCAACCAGAGACAGAAACAGAAGCGCAUGAAAUACUCCGCCGGGAUUUAGGCCCUUCCGCCCCUUCCCACGCCCUCCCCACCCCCCUUUUUGUAGACACAGGCGUCACCUUCAAAGGACUCCUUCCACUUCCCAGGGACUUCCGGAAA